Molecule: messenger RNA, 1269 nt
Organism: Penicillium argentinense
Lineage: Eukaryota; Fungi; Ascomycota; Eurotiomycetes; Eurotiales; Aspergillaceae
Exons: 1
Coding region: 1-1269 (422 amino acids)
Source: RefSeq, a predicted model, not a curated record
AUGAGCGAACUACCGGGGACUGCUUCGAUAGUCCAGAGGCACGUCAACCCAGAAGUUGAGAAAGAGUUCUGUUUCCAAACGAUCUAUGGAGUAGCAGAGCACAUAUGUCACCAGCUUCUUCUCAGCAGUGAUAUACCACAUUUCAUCGAAAGCCCAGCCCAUGAUCGCCACAGUCUCCAUAAAUUACCCAAGAAUUGCCACGGCACUGGCAGCAUCUUGCAAUACCCGACACCGAAUAAUACCGGAGAUCAGCACUCUAGUUCGUGUGAUGUUAGAAUCAUCUUGCAUUACAUGAGGGACCAGCCGAAAAUCAAAAGUCUUUUACAAGAAGCAUUUAAAAUCGAAAACGAAAGUCGUCACCCAGGCAUUCUCGGUAGCGCCCAGGAGAAAACGAACGAUAGAGGAGCCUCCGAGCGAGAUACUCCGGGCUCUGUCAGCUUUUAUCGUGUCUGCGUCAAAAAAGAACGUCUGCAAAUGCAUCUGAGUGCUCAAGCCGGUACUGCCAUUACCAUUCAGGUCAGAAAUAUAUUGGACGAUAUAUCGGCCAGAUAUGAGGGCCGAAGACAGAGUUCCAACGCGUUGUCCGUUUCCGAGGGCCAGCGGAUUGCCAGAUUCCUCUACUCGGGCUUGGAAAUUGUGGGUUCCGUCGAGCAAGAGCUUCAUGAAAAAGAAUUUCGCAGGAAUAAAAAGGACAAUGAGCUACUUGAAGAGAGUGAUAAGAUCGCUAAUUGUUUCCGAAAAAUCUUGGGGCCUAAGACCGGGGAAGCCAGGAACAUCAGGAGCUCUUCUUUCGAAGCAUUGGCCAGCUUUCUCAAAUUGAACGGCAACAACACCAGAGCCCGUUUGGUAACUCUGAUAGGCAGUCAUAACUUGAACAUUCCUGAUGAGAUUCAACAAGAAUAUCAGCAUAUGGAUUUCAACAUUGUGCUUUAUCUCAUCGACCAAGAGCUACUAGGUCACGAGACCCCAUCGGCACCAAAAGAAUCGGCGGAACAAGUUCGAAUCAUCAUGAGCACGAUCCUUUGGCUCAACCUUCUUUUCCCCCUAGAACAUGGCAGGAAAGGCUCUUCAAACAACACUCUCAUUACUAUUUCAAACGACAUCUCGCCUGGCUGGGUUCCGAUCGCCAACGCCGCUUCCUGGAGGAGGGUGAUGACAGGUGGAGCGACGACGAUCUCGUCACACUGGACAUUCUUUGGGAAUUGUUCCAUACACAUGAGGAGCGACCAAUUCAACUGGGAUUCGGCAUGGCCUGCCAUGGCAUGUUGA